AUGUCUCGUAUCACAACGACCGAAGCCCAGAUAAAUGGCUUAGGAUCUUAUCCGACAUGGGACAUAGACGUAGAGAACUCGGCAGACAAAGUACAAGAAUUGCUGAGGAAGGUCUACUAUGAUGGUUCCCAGACUAAGUACUCAGAGAUUCGCGAACUCGAGUGGGUAGCCUAUAUUAUCUGCAAGAGAGUUGUCCAACAAUUCAACAUUGAGGACGUCGACAAGAUGGCACCCCACCAUCAAAUGUACUAUAACUAUGCUAGGAGGCAGUGUGAAUUGGGUGAAGAAGGAAAUCUACCUUGCCAGUCACCUGAAUGGAUAUUGGCAAAUAAGGGCACGGAAAAGACGGUAUUGGCCCGUGUUGCCAAAGCAAGCCUCGAAGGAGAGAUGCUACUCCGUAUUAACGACAAUAUUUUUGGCAUCCUCGAGGGCAAAGUUCAAGCAUCAGAUGUGAUAAACCUGGAAGACUUCCCAGGGAACAUAUACCGCACUGGUACCUUGUAUGAACAAGCAGUAGCUGUCCAGUGCCAAUAUAUCAAGCAUCUGUCACACAAGAGGCCACUUCGCAUUCUCGAAAUCGGUGGGGGAGCAACGAGCAUCACGCGCAGCAUCUUAACUGGACUAGGACAUGAUAUUAUGGGCCGACUAGAAAAAUACACGUAUACUGACGCGAGCGAUGCUUUAUUUCCCGAGGCCAAUAGGAAUCUUAAGGAAUGGAGCUCAAUGAUGGAAUACAAGAUCUUAGAUAUCGAGGAAGAUCCAUUGCAGCAAAGUAUAGAGGGAGAAUCGUAUGACCUUGUUAUCUCCUUCCACGUUCUACAUACGACAUCAUCUAUCACGACAGCCCUUGCGAACUGCAAGAAGUUAUUAAAACCGGGCGGGCAUCUCAUCGUCACCGAUUUGACAAACAAGAUUGCGAGACGCUCCGUCGUGUUUGGGAUUCUCCCUACUUGGUGGCUAGGUGAGGAUGAUGGGCGACACUGGGGUCCAGAGCUUUCCGAACAGGAAUGGGACCUAAGGCUCCGCUCUCUGGGCUACUUGGGCAUUGAGUGGUGCUUUCGUGACCAACAGAAUGCUGGUUAUUCCUCAUCUAUAAUGGCAUCCAGCAUUCCUUACACCACCGGGAAUAAGUUUCCAAGUAAGGUUAUAAUUAUAACACCCCCUACGGAAAACAGCCAAACGAAGUCGAUGAUCAAACGACUCUCGGAUCGACUGACAAAAGAUGGAGUAUCUGUUCAGGAGAUGACACUUCUCGACGUUAGAACAUCAGAAUUAUGCGCGACGCAAUGCAUAGUUUCCUGCGAGGUCGAGAGACCAUGUCUAAGUUCGCUUGGAAAUGAAGAGUUCGAUGCCAUUAAGCAUAUAGCGCUCCACUCCGAGGGUGUUCUUUGGUUAACUAAAGGUGGGAGCCUUGCUGACGUACGUAUACCGGAGCUUAACAUAGUUACGGGAUUGGCACAGACAAUUAGGUUCGAAGAUGCGGAGGCGAGGUUUACGAUAUUAGACCUUGACCCGGACGUUCCUUGCGGACAAUCAGAUGUAACCGACACCAUACUACAACUACUCCGCCUUCAAAGAGAGCAACGCGGCGGUGAUAAUUAUUUCGCUAAGAGAAAUGGCGCUCUUUAUGUUUCGCGAAAUUUUCCCGACGAGGGGCUAAGCAGAAUACUAGCUACGGAAGAGUUCCAAGAAACCCCUACAAGCCUGGCUGGAUUCCAACUACGCCCUGAUGCCACUUAUAUCAUUCCAGGCGGCAUGGGCGGACUCGGCCGGCCGUUGCUCAUGUGGAUGGCUAAACACGGGGCGCGCAAUUUAGUUACCACAUCUCGAUCUGGUGCUAAAGAUCCUCGAGCACAAAAGCUACUCCAAGAGCUCUCCGUCAUGGGCGUGAGGGUGAAAGUAUUCGCGGCUGACGUUGGCUGUGCUGAGCAAUGCCAAGAUGUGCUUAACGACCUAUCCAAGGAGAAAUUCCCACCUAUACGCGGAGCUAUUAUUAUGUCAUUGGCCAUCCAGCCCGGUAUGUUUGAAGACAUGGGUUUCGACGCGUGGUCAUCAACGCUGCACGCUAAAUACAAUGUCACGUAUAACAUGCAUCAUAUGCUACCUAGCGAUCUUGACUUCUUCAUAUGCGUAUCAUCGCUAGGGGGUAUUCUUGGCUUCGUACUUCACAGCCCCUAUUGUGCAGGCUGUACUUACCAGGAUGCCGUGGCAUAUUACCGCCGAGCUCAAGGGUUAAAGGCAACCAGCAUCGAUCUUGGCUGGGUACGCGAAGUGGGAUAUGUCGCUGAACGCAUGAGGGUGCCUGAAUUGUUACGUCCUGGUAUACGAACACUAACAGCGAACCAAUUAAUCGCAGUAGUAGGAGCCGCCAUGACAGACCAGGUUGGAACACAGCCAAUUCUUGGCCUCGCUAGCGGUGGGUUGAUCAAGGGUAACGGCGAUGAACAUCCGUAUUGGUUCUCAGAUGCUAGAUUUGGGCCGAUUAGUGUAUACGGCACCCAGACACAGGUCCCCCUUAGCUCACAUAACCAUGAAAACGAAAGGGCCGCUAUGAAUUCCGCAAGCACGAUAAGGGCCAUAACCAGUCUCGAUGACGUAAAAGGUAUUGUGUGCCCAGCUUUGGUCGUCAGGCUUGCGAAGAACUUGACGAUGGAUCCUCGAGAUAUCGACAGCAACCGGUCGAUCCAAGCGUACGAAGUGGAUACUUUUAUUGCAUUGGAACUGAGAAACUGGGCCCUCAGGGAGUUUCAGAGUUUGAUAUCUGUCCCUGAGAUAUUAAAAGAUGUUCCGCUCGUGGAACUGGCUGGGGUGAUCGCUUCAAAGUCUGGACUUCUACCGAAUGCCUUGCGGGAUAGCGGCUCGAUCUAA
Messenger RNA from Daldinia vernicosa, 2868 nucleotides. RefSeq names its product KR domain-containing protein. Gene Ontology annotation, biological process: secondary metabolite biosynthetic process; fatty acid biosynthetic process. Lineage: Eukaryota; Fungi; Ascomycota; Sordariomycetes; Xylariales; Hypoxylaceae. Bases 1 to 2868 code for a protein of 955 amino acids. The transcript has 5 exons. The record is from RefSeq and is a predicted model, not a curated record. Gene Ontology annotation, molecular function: fatty acid synthase activity.